This is a messenger RNA of Penicillium roqueforti, 2331 nucleotides long. Its product is annotated as Zn(II)2Cys6 transcription factor domain-containing protein. Gene Ontology annotation, biological process: regulation of DNA-templated transcription. Bases 1 to 2331 code for a protein of 776 amino acids. The record is from RefSeq and is a predicted model, not a curated record. Gene Ontology annotation, molecular function: zinc ion binding; DNA-binding transcription factor activity, RNA polymerase II-specific. The transcript has 4 exons. Lineage: Eukaryota; Fungi; Ascomycota; Eurotiomycetes; Eurotiales; Aspergillaceae.
AUGCAUCGAAAGAGCUUAAGAACUUUCUUCUAUUUCAUUGUCGAUAUACCUAAUAAAGAGUCACUGCCCCGUUACCACAACUCCAGGAAUUCGUCUGCCACUUUAGUGAGGAUAAGAAGCAUAAAGGUUGCUCAACAACUUCCCGACUGCAAUCGUGAAGCUGACAUGUCCAACUCAAAACCCGAACGUGGAAGCAGGGGCCGAUAUGCUCGCUUGCUUUGUCAAGGCUGCAGGUCCAGGAAAAUCAAAUGUAAUCUGCCAGAUAUAAACGAGCUGGGUCCUCUUGGCUCUCCACAACCCCCGGAAAAGUCCUGCGAACGUUGCCGCAGCCUCGGUCUUGGAUGCGUUAUUGAGCGUUCGACUUUGGGUCGUCCAUCCUUCAAGCGCGGUGAAAAUGAGUCAGGUCGGAAGUCAAAUUCUGCCCACUGUCAUUCAGCUACGCAAAAUGAACAACCUGGCAACUCUCUGAUCAAGGACUACUCGCCCUCGGAGUCGACGACGAGUCCAGAAACCACUCAAGAAAUACGUGCAGUGGCUGACAAGACGGUGUUUGAGUCUGUCAUUGAAUUUCAACACUUUUUUGCCUCGGCCUUGGGCAAAGACCGAAUAUUUGGUGCUACAAUUCCUCGGAGUACUUCAGGCUGCAUGACUCCUCUCCCAGAGCUGGUGAGCCACGAAAUAGCGAGCAGUCUCGACAAGGACCUGGCUUGGUAUAGGUUUUUUAUUCCCGGUCUGCCAAGCUUAGUAGACAUAAGAGACCGUCUCAAGGGAGACGACGAACUUAAUAUUGGCACCAAUUUGCUCUUCGCAUUGCUUUGUCUGAUCUCAUGCGAUACAACAGGCAAAUUUGACCGGCUUCAUCCACGUUUGAAGUGGAACCUUCAGCUGGCUAUUUCAUCCUAUGGGCAAGAGUUUAUCUUUUCCCCUCCCACUCACUGCGACUCUGUUGUUGUCUGUAUUAUCUUGGCUGAUUACAGGCCAACCACCGUGGGAGUAUCUCAACAUACUGCACACAGAGCGAUCAAGUCGACCCUAUAUCUCAAUAUAGCUUUCAAAGUCGCUGAAAAAUUAGAGAUGCUACCUUCGCAACUCAAUCUAAGCUUUGCAGAUAUACCAUCCAUGAGUGAUGAGGAAUUUGAACAUCGAAUUACAGAUUCUUUGCAAGGAAUGAAAAUCUUCACCCAGGAUAUCAUUCUAGAUGGACUAUUGUCAAGACCAGUCCAUCAACUGCAAGAAGCGCUGGAUCGCAUGGCACCCCAUAUCCACGUUUAUCAAAAUGUCUUCAGGCAUCGUCCUUGCUCACCAAGGAUUAUUUUCCAGAUACAGUGGGCCACAGCGAGCUAUAUGCUUCUAGAAUCUUUGAAAGCAACAAAACAGAACUGGACCAAUCCACAAAGACUAUGUCAUGUUGUCGACGAGACUGAACAAAAGUGUCUUGAACAGAUCAGAUUCUGUGACUGGGCACUGUCAAAUACGGCUCAGUCAGGGCCGCCCGAGGAGGUAAGGGCUGCUCGUUCUUUGCUGGAAUAUCGAUUCCAUGCAGUAAUAGGACGAUCAUAUGGAAUUGCGCUUCUUCACAUCAUGAUCCUUCGGUCCAGAGCCUCAAACAGCAGCUUCUCAAGUGAUUCCGAUAUAAAUAUCCAGGAAGCUAGUCAAAUGGGCGCCAAACUCUCGGAUGCUAUGAGCAAUACUUCUGAUGAUCUCGGCAUUCAAAUUGUGACAUUCAUCUCACGCUUUGGGCGUCCCUUCCCCGAUCGGCUACUCGCAGUGCUUGAAAUGUUCAUCAAGGGCACAGAUUUAAAACUUGAUGGCAUACAGUUUCAAGCUCCAUUCCGGGAUAUCGUUCUCGAUAUACUCGCCUUUUCCAGAUCCAUCGUGGAGAAUAACAGCAUCAAUGUCAAGAACUUAACUGGAAAGAUGAGAGAAAAUGCCGACCACCAAGUCUUGGUUCUUGCAGAGUGUGCUAAAAGACUUGGUAACAUGGUUGCCUCGCCUGGAAAAUCGAUUGAAGCUGCUUUUGCUGGCGGUUGCGUGUUUGCCGCCAGCACUAAAGUCAUGAUGGCAUUCAUUGAUAUCAUGAGAGAUCUGAAGAAAGAAAGCGAUCUUGGAAAAGCUGGCCCGGUGCCGCUAACUGUGUCUGAUGGCUCAGCAGAAGGGCCAAGCAUGAGUACCUUUGAAGAUAAUUCCCUAGAUUCGGGGAAUUUGUGGUCUACUGAGCCAAUACCAAAUUCUUUUAGCGCUGAAGAUUUCGUUUUUGACUGGUCCACGAUAAUGGAUUUUGAUGAAAAUAUGUUGUACAAUGACCUGAAUUUUGAUUUUGCUUCGUGUUAA